AUGAAAUCGAGAUCAAGAUCAGUUUCACCAAAUAUUCGAGUGCCAUCUCAGUAUACUCUUUUAAAUUCCUUUCAUUCUUCAGAAAAGGAAACAUUAAUGUAUUUUAAUUUCUUUCAACGUUCAGUUAGAAUGGGUUAUCGAAUACCGUUUCUGGGACCUCUACUUGAGAAAAAAGGAUGCAGAUGGUUUUCAUUUAUUAUUUUAAUACUAAUUGGUCUUACUUUAUUUCAAGCAUUCAUUACUAUACUGGGCUCAAUAUUGUGGGAAAAUGAUAAGCUUAUAUUAGAAAAGCAAACAUAUGAUCCGGUACCAUAUCUUGGACUGGAUCCAAAUGUACCAGAUAAACUAUCAAAUGGAACGACAAUCUAUCAUGUUAGUAAAGAAUUUGGACCAGCAACGUUGGGUAGCAUGGGUCAGAUAGUAACAGGUUUAGCACAAGCGCAAGCAAAUAAUGGAUCAUAUGCGGUGCACGUAAUAUUACCUUAUUAUAGUUAUUUGAGGAAUUUAUACAGAUCUGAGAAAUUCGCUCAAUUAGAGGUUCAAGUUCGAGAUAGACAUGGCAAACAACAGCCUGUGAAAUUUAUGGUAAACAGGUUUUGGUGGAACAUCACCGAUAAUCCUGAUGUUAUGAGUUCGGAACCUCCAAAACCCUAUUCUAUUCGAGUUUAUGUGAUUGGACCGCCAUCAAGGGAAUCAGAUUCUUUUCAUUCAGCUUUUAAAGCUAAUGAUGUUUCGGAAAUUUAUUAUUCUCCGUUAAGACAAUUGCCACAAGAAUGGGAAGAUGUAUAUUUUUGUAAGGCGGUCGCUGAAUUGAUUACAUAUCUUAAUACAGAUAUCGAUACACCACUUUUCGAUUUAACAGACGCUAGAGGCGUAGAUGUUGUGCACAUUCAUGGAUCUUCUAAUGCGCUUGUUAUUGAAUUUAUGAAUUCUUUAUAUGUAAAAGAAAAGGUCAGAUGGCCGAAACCAGCAAUUGCUUAUACUUUACAUGAUUACAUUGAGGAGCCAAUAUAUUCAAAUUCGAUUAGUUAUGUGCAAAAAUUUUUAGAUUUAGGAAAUUAUACGGAAAUUAAACCACAAUAUUUUCAUGGACAUCGAAUGUACACGUCAGCUGUUGCGAUCGACCAAGCCCAAAUUGUAACAUUUGUGUCAAAAAUAAUUGCUCAAGAAAUGAUAGAAGGCUCAUUAGAUUUUUAUGCAAAGGAACUCAUAAUGCCAAGUAUCCUUAAUAGGGCUAUUAAGGGAGAAUGGAUUGGUAUCACGAAUGGUCUUGAUUUUACUGGAUUUAACCCAUUCAACAACACCAUGUUGAUUGAAACCAAUUCAAAUUUUCCUAGAAACAUUUACACUUUUGACGCAGCUCUUUUAUAUGCUGAAACUAUAGAGAAUUCCUCACAAUCACUUAUCAUCACAUCAAAGUACAGUGCAAAAUUACAUUUAAUUAGAGAAGGAUUAUUAUCAUAUGGAGAUUUAAAUCGCAUGAUCGUUUUAUUUAUUGGAAAAUUUCAGUACAAUAAGGGAUUGGAUUUUUUCCAAGCAGCAACAGAACUUUUAGCAUCACAAGAUGUUUUAUUUAUAAUUAUGGGACAAAUAAGCGAUUAUCCUAUAGAUUCAUUACAACAACUUGUAACUAUUUAUCCUAAUAAUGUUUUGAUUAUACAAGAUGUAGAAUUUCAAACAAAUUGGGGAAUUUUAUAUAGAGCGGCGGCUGAUAUAUUAUUUGUACCGAGCAAAACAGAAAGUUUUGGAUUAACAGCAGCCGAAGGAUUGUUAUUUGGAUGUCCAAUAGUUAGUACCGGUGUGGGAGGAUUAAAAGAAUUUUUAGUUAAUAAGACAAGUUUAAGUAUGAAAGAUGGUUAUAAUUCUUAUUUAUUUAAUUUAUUAGAUGAAACAAAUAUUAAACUUUCAAUUAAUGAUAUGAAAGCUGCAUUAAAUAAUUCUAUAAAUGAUUUAAAAGUAUUAAACAAUAAUCCUAUAGAAAAGGAAGUUUUUAUUAGAGAUUUAAUGAAGGGUGCAUUAAAGUUAGGAUGGAAUCGACCUGGCGGUCCCAUAGAAAUGUACAUUAGAGCAUAUAGAAUGGCAUUAUUAAAAAUAAGAAAUGAUAUUGAUCAUGUAGAAACUUUAUUAAGCGAAUAA
This is a messenger RNA of Funneliformis geosporum, 2136 nucleotides long. The record is from the annotation of a GenBank genome assembly. Lineage: Eukaryota; Fungi; Glomeromycota; Glomeromycetes; Glomerales; Glomeraceae.